Molecule: messenger RNA, 2052 nt
Organism: Candidozyma auris
Lineage: Eukaryota; Fungi; Ascomycota; Pichiomycetes; Serinales; Metschnikowiaceae
Gene: HGT5
Product: Hgt5p
Exons: 1
Coding region: 1-2052 (683 amino acids)
Biological process (GO): carbohydrate transport; transmembrane transport
Cellular component (GO): membrane
Molecular function (GO): carbohydrate:proton symporter activity
Source: RefSeq, a predicted model, not a curated record
AUGAGCAAAUAUCACAGAUUAAACGAGCACGGCGGCGGCUCCAACUCUGACUUGGACUACGACGCCGUCGACUCCUCAAACCCGCCAGGCAGACCUUCCCCAUUGCACUCGUCCAACUACACCAACAAUCAGGGCGAGAAACACCCGCUACAGCCGUUGGGCCACUUGAGCAACUUGGACAGCAGCUACGAAAAACCAGCACACGAGCACGUGAGCUCGAGCUCGGGGAGCCGAGGAUCCCUUGACUCGGAACCCGUGAUGAUAAAGAGCAAAGCUAAUGACUCGGGCGACGGCAGUGAUAACUUCAGUGUUGGAGACGGUGAUAACAGCGACGGUGGUGACUCCUUCGCUGAGUGGGAUACCAUUGACACGGCAACAGAGGAAGAUCGCCUCAGACGGCGCGACUUGGGCCCUCUGGUGGAUAGUGGAGUCCGGAUGGAUAAUUACGGCAACUCAUAUGAGCAUGUAGACUUCGAUGCAAGGAAGUACACGCGGAAGCUCAAGUUCAAGGGGAAGAAGUUGGUUUACUUUACCUCGGCGUUUGUAUCGUUGUUUGUGUCGCUUUUCGGAUACGAGCAGGGCGUGUGCUCGGGGAUCUUGACGUUUGUCACUUUCAAGAUGUACUUCAACUACCCGACAGCCACCGAGAUUGGGUUGGUGAUUUCCAUCUUGGAGAUUGGCGCCAUGAUCUCAUCGCUCAUGGUGUCGAAGAUCUCUGACAGCAUUGGGCGCAAGCGCACGAUCUUGCUAGGAACAGUCAUUUUCAUGUUGGGCGGGUGUCUACAGUCAUUUGCAACCAACUUGUGGGUUUUCGGCGUGGGCAGAGUGUUCAGCGGGUUUGGCGUCGGUAUAUUAUCCACUAUGGUUCCCUCGUACCAAUGUGAGAUCUCUCCGUCCGAGGAUCGUGGUAAGCUUGUCUGUGGUGAGUUCACUGGUAACAUUGCCGGCUACUGCUUGAGUGUGUGGAUCGAUUACGCUUGCUACUUCAUUCAGGACAUUGGAGACGCCAGAGAGAACCCAGACGCUCUUGCUGCCAAUGUUUCGUGGCGGCUUCCGCUUUUUAUCCAAGUGAUAUUGGCGAUCAUUCUAUUCCUAGGCGGUUUCUUUGUUGUCGAAAGCCCUCGAUGGCUCUUGGACGUUGACAUGGAUCAGCGAGGCUUCCAUGUGCUCUGUCUUUUGUAUCACGAUGACCCAGACCCGCUUAAAGCGGAGCACGAGUUCUUCCUUAUCAAAAAUAGUAUUCUCGAGGAGAGAAUCAAAAUUCCCAAAAAGGAGAGAUCGUGGAGACACAUGUUCGGCCACUACAGGCUUCGUAUAUUCAUCGCAUGCUCAGCGUUGGCGUUCGCCCAAUUCAAUGGCAUCAACAUCAUAUCUUACUACGCCCCCAUGGUGUUUGGAGAAGCUGGCUUCAAGGACUCCAUGGCACUUCUUAUGACAGGAGUGAAUGCUACAGUAUACUUACUCAGUACCGUUGCGCCCUGGUUUUUAGUGGACCGGUGGGGCCGCAAACCUAUUCUUAUUAGCGGAGGCCUAUUAAUGGGGGUGUGUCUCAGCUUCAUUGCGUUUGUCAUGUGGCUCGAUGUGGAGGCGACGCCGCUGUUGGUUGCUCUCUUGGUGGUGAUAUACAAUGCUGGCUUUGGCUACAGUUGGGGUCCUAUCGGGUUCCUCAUCCCACCAGAAGUGUAUCCCUUGGCGGUGAGAUCAAAGGGUGUGUCGCUUUCUACGGCAACCAACUGGCUAGCCAACUACAUUGUGGGCCAGCUCACGCCAAUCUUCCAGGAGACUAUAGGAUGGGCCAUGUAUAUUUUCCCAGCAAGCAGCUGUGCGCUUUCGAUAUGCACGGUAAUGUACUUUUACCCUGAGACGAAGGGGGUGGAGCUCGAGAACAUCGACCAGUUGUUUGAUGAGUACUACGGCACGGUCAGUGCUGGAUACACACAAGUUGGAGACGUUGCGAUGGAACUUGACGAGUUUGACUACGAGCUCGGAGUGGCCAAGCCGGGACCCGAGGAGGGAACCGAGAUCAAAGGAGCCAGGCCAACAGCAGAGUAG